Messenger RNA from Soboliphyme baturini, 243 nucleotides. NCBI's taxonomy places the organism in Eukaryota, Metazoa, Nematoda, Enoplea, Dioctophymatida, Soboliphymatidae. The record is from the annotation of a GenBank genome assembly.
AAACUUCCGUAUGGCGAUGGUAUUCGAACAUUUCUUCACAAUCCAAAGCGAAAUGCGCUCCCUGGCAUCGGCUACGAAACUCCGGAUCCGGAAGAAGAAGAAGCGGAGAAGCUUAAGCAGCAGGAAGAGAGUCAGGAAGCUGUGGCGUCAGAAGAUGAAACUCAAACAGCAGAGGCCGUGCCUGAAAGCGUUCAGUGAAGCCAGUGCUCGACGUAGCCAGCUUUCUAAAAUGAUUUGCUAAGC